This is a messenger RNA of Menidia menidia (Atlantic silverside), 867 nucleotides long. The record is from the annotation of a GenBank genome assembly. Lineage: Eukaryota; Metazoa; Chordata; Actinopteri; Atheriniformes; Atherinopsidae.
AUGCUGACCCCGACGCUGGCCUCGCCGCUGCUGCCGCUGCUGCUGCUGCUCUGCCCGGUUUCUUUUGGCCAGUACUCCAGCGACCAGUGCAGCUGGAAGGGCAGCGGUCUGACUCAUGAAGGCCACACCAGGGAUGUGGAGCAGGUGUACCUCCGUUGCUCGCAGGGCUCCCUGGAGUGGCUCUAUCCCACCGGAGCCAUCAUCGUCAACCUCCGGCCCAACACGGCGUCCGCCGCCGCCGCCCGCCUCUCCGUCUGCAUUAAGCCCUCGGCCGAGUCCAGCGGCACCAACAUCUACCUGGACCGCAGCGGGCGGCUGCGGCUGCUGCUGCGCGAGCAGGACCAGGCGCGGGGCCGGGUGCACUGCUUCAGCAUACAGGAGGGGGCGCUCUUCAUCGAGGCCGUCCCGCGCACGGACAUCAGCCGGAGGAUUACGGCCUUCCAGUACGAGCUGGUCAACGACAGGCAGAGAGCGGAGACCCAGUCGCUCAGCGCCCCCUGUCAGCCUUGCGGUGAUGCCGAGAUGCUUCUAGCUGUAUGCACAAAUGACUUUGUGGCACGAGGCAGAAUCAAGAAGGUGGAGCAGGCGGAGGAGCACUCAUCCGUCACCGUGGAGAUCAGUCGCCUCUACAGACAGAAGACGCAGGUCUUUGCGUCGGGGGGUGUGAGGGUACGGAGCUGGACGGGUCACAUCAAGCUGCCCCGUCAGUGUGGGGUGAAAGCCGGGGAAGGAGACUUCCUCUUCACCGGGACUGUGCGGUUCGGGGAGGCCUGGAUGGGCUGCGCCCCCCGCUACAAAGACUUCCUGCGGUUGUAUCAGGAGGCGCAGCAGCAGGGGACCAACCCCUGCCAUGUGGACACGGACUGA